This is a messenger RNA of Pelagomonas calceolata, 1167 nucleotides long. The record is from the annotation of a GenBank genome assembly. Lineage: Eukaryota; Pelagophyceae; Pelagomonadales; Pelagomonadaceae.
CCCCACGCUGUCGCCGCGACCCAUCCGUCUAAGGGGAUGAUCCUCACGCAGUGCGCCGUCUGCGCCACCGACCUUGGCUUGACCUUGGGCAAGAAAUGCGGCCGCUGCAGCACGCGCUACUGUGGGCCUGAAUGCCAGGUGCAGCACUGGGAACAGGGCGGCCACGACAAGCUCUGCAAACCAAUAAAAAAAGCUGGUGGUGCCGAGCAGUACAACGCGAAUAAGAAGUACGCGGAGGCCGUCACGGUCGCGGCCGAGAAAUGCGCGGACGACACCAAAGGCCAGACGUGCUACAUCUGCACGCAGGCCCUCCACUGGAAGACGAAGGAGGGUCUCGUGCGCGGGUGUGCGUGCCGCGGGACGGCGGGUUUUGCGCACGUGUCGUGCUUGGCGGAGGAGGCGAAGGUUUUGGUUGCGGAGGUCGAGGAGAACAAUUUGAGCGGCAAGGUGGGCAAUGAGAGGUGGGCGCGGUGGUACGCGUGCAGCCUGUGCGAGCAACGUUACCACGGCGUCGUGAAAUGCGCGCUCGGGUGGGCAUGCUGGAAGACGUACUUGGGGCGGCCGGAGGGGAACUCGUCUCGGCGAAGUGCGAUGACGCAGCUUGGGAACGGUUUAGCCAAUGCAGGACACCACGAGGACGAGUUAUCCGUGAGAGAGGCCGAGUUGGCUAUGGAGCGGCGACUUGACGCACCAGAAGAAGACGUCUUCGUCACGCAGAGCAAUCUUGCGAGCACAUAUCGAGAGCUUGGACUGAUCGAGAAGGCAACAGACAUGCUUCGAAAUGUAUACUCUGGGCGUGUGAGGCUCAAGGGCGAGGAAGACCAAGAGACUAUCAUAGCAGCCCUCAACUACGCAUCGAACCUUGGUCAGCUACGGCGCUUCGAAGAAGCCAAGUCACUGCUGCGCAAAAUUAUGCCCGUGGCGCGACGCAUUUUGGGAGAGACUCAUGAGAUCACGCUCAGAACGAGGAAAAUUUACGCGCAAGUGCUCUACAACGACCCCGGCGCCACGCUCGACGAUCUCCGCGAGACCGCGGCGACGCUCGAGGAGACGGGACGGAUCGCGCGGCGCGUGUUCGGCGACACGCAUCCGCUCACGGUGGAUAUUGAGGGCAGCCUGCAAACGGCACGAGCCGUGCUCUUCGCCCACAUCACCGCGCCGGCGUAA